AUGGUCGCCAGAACAGCCUCUAAAAAGCGCAAGGCGGUGACUCGCGAUGUGGAGGAGGAGGCCGGAGUAUUCUCCGGUGAUGAAUUGAGUUCAGAGAACCUCGAUGGCGCUCUGUCAGAUAACGACAAUGAUCUUUCUGAGGGCGAGGACGACAGCGGCUCCGAAGGCGACUCCGAAGUCGAGUUGAUUGACGAUUUCAGCGACGAAGAAGAGGAUGAGGAUGAAUUGGACAGCGAUGAAAUUCCCUCGGACGUUGAGGAGCAGCCGAAACUAUCCUCCAAGAACCUCGACGAGCCCAAUGUUCGCAUCGUGAAAGACGCCAAUGGAAACGAACGCUACCUGUACGACGAAAUCAACCCGGACGACAACUCAGACUACUCCGAAGCCGAAGAAAACGCCAACACUAUCGGUGAUAUUCCUCUGACAUUCUACGACCAGUACCCUCACAUUGGUUACAACAUCAAUGGAAAGAAGAUUAUGCGCCCGGCUAAGGGUGAAGCGCUGGAUGCCCUGCUCGACAGCAUUGAGAUCCCCAAGGGCUGGACCGGUCUGACUGAUCCUUCCACUGGAAAGCCAUUGAACCUGAGCCAGGAUGAAUUGGAGCUGUUGAAGAAGGUGCAGAUGAACGAAAUAACCAGCGAGGGCUUUGACCAGUAUGAGCCAUUGGUGGAAUACUUCUCUAGCCAGAAGGAGAUCAUGCCUCUGAGUGCUGCUCCUGAGCCCAAGCGCCGAUUCGUUCCAUCCAAGCACGAAGCCAAGCGUGUGAUGAAGAUUGUGAAGGCCAUCCGUGAGGGCCGCAUUCUUCCUUACAAGGCCCCCGAGGACCGCGAGGAUCAGGAUGAAGAGCUGGUUAACUACGACUUGUGGGCUGACGAGGCUGAGCGACCGGAUCACCCUAUGCACAUCCCAGCGCCCAAACUGCCUCCGCCUGGCUACGAAGAGAGUUACCACCCACCUCAAGAAUAUCUUCCCGAUAAGAAGGAGCGUAAGGAGUGGGAGCAGACUGACCCUGAAGAUCGUGAGAAGGACUUCUUGCCCAAUGACUACGGUUCUCUUCGUCGGGUUCCUGGUUACGACAACUUUGUUCAGGAGAAGUUUGAGCGCUGUCUGGAUCUCUACCUUGCACCCCGUGUGCGCCGCAGCAAGUUGAACAUCGACCCCGAGAGCUUGCUUCCUAAGCUUCCCAGCCCCGAAGAACUCAAGCCCUUCCCUACAACAUGUGCGACAGUCUUCCGUGGUCACAAGGGCCGUGUUCGCUCGCUCGCUGUGGACCCAACUGGAAUCUGGCUUGCAACUGGUGGUGAUGAUGGUACCGUUCGCGUUUGGGAACUCCUGACUGGUCGUCAACUCUGGAGCGUCAAGGUCAGCGAUGAGGACGCUGUGAAUGUCGUCCGCUGGCGCCCUGGUAAGGAUGCUAUCGUUCUUGCCAUUGCCUCUGGAGACGAUAUUUUCCUUGCCGUGCCCCCGAUUGCCGACCCCGAGAUUGAGAAGAACAGUCUGGAUCUUCUUGAUGCCGGUUGGGGUUACGCUGCCUCCGCCCCUGCCCCCGUUGGCGCCGAAGCAAACAAGGUCAACAAGCCUGUCCAAUGGAUCCGACCCUCGUCUGCUCUCGCCGAAGCCGGUGUUUGCGUUGUUAUUCCUCUCCGCUACGUGCCCAAGUCUAUCUCUUGGCACCGCCGUGGUGACUACUUCGUCAGUGUCUGCUCAGGCGCCUCGACCCCAGCCUCAGUCGCCAUCUCCAUCCACACUCUCUCCAAGCACCUCACCCAGUUCCCCUUCCGCCGCCGUCUCAAGGGUGGUGGUCCCCCACAGACCGCCCACUUCCACCCCUCAAAACCCAUUCUCUUCGUGGCCAACCAGCGCUCCAUCCGUGCCUAUGAUCUUUCACGACAACUGCUGGUCAAGAUCCUGCAGCCCGGUGCGCGCUGGAUCUCCUCUUUCGAUAUCCACCCCACUUCCUCUACUGCCUCCGGUGGCGACAACAUAAUUGUUGGUUCCUACGACCGUCGCCUGCUCUGGCACGAUCUCGACCUCUCGCAGCGUCCUUACAAGACUCUCCGUUAUCACCGCAAGGCUAUCCGUGCCGUCAAGUUCCACCCUGGUGGUCGCUACCCGCUCUUCGCUGAUGCUAGUGAUGAUGGUUCUUUGCAGAUCUUCCACGGUAGCGUUACGGGUGAUAUGCUCAGCAAUGCUACUAUUGUUCCUCUUAAGGUGCUUAAGGGUCACAAGAUUACUGGCGAGCUGGGUGUUUUGGAUAUCGACUGGCACCCUCGUGAAGCCUGGUGUGUUAGUGCCGGUGCCGAUGGUACAUGUCGCUUGUGGAUGUAA
Penicillium malachiteum is the source of this 2328-nucleotide messenger RNA. RefSeq names its product ribosome biogenesis protein ERB1 (gene erb1). Gene Ontology annotation, molecular function: ribonucleoprotein complex binding; protein binding. NCBI's taxonomy places the organism in Eukaryota, Fungi, Ascomycota, Eurotiomycetes, Eurotiales, Aspergillaceae. The transcript has a single exon. Gene Ontology annotation, cellular component: preribosome, large subunit precursor; PeBoW complex. The coding region runs from base 1 to 2328 and encodes 775 amino acids. Gene Ontology annotation, biological process: ribosome biogenesis; maturation of LSU-rRNA from tricistronic rRNA transcript (SSU-rRNA, 5.8S rRNA, LSU-rRNA). The record is from RefSeq and is a predicted model, not a curated record.